UGGAGACCAAAAGUCAACAUAGGGAGAAUUACGUUCUUGUCGACUAUAUGGGGCUCGACCGACCUAAUUGGUUCGAGUAUAGUACAGAAACGACAUCGUAUGUUUUGUUGUUACCGUACCUUAUUCUUCUUCGCACUUCUUAUAUCACUGUACCAAAUUUCAAACGCCAUUCCUGACGUACUUCCAUUUAGGUCUCCCUCCUUAAUUUAUUCAUCUAUUCCUGAAAUUUUCUGAAACCCCUAAUUUCAUAUUCUGAAGAAAACGACGACGUGCACAAAUCGUCCUAGGGUUGUUGUUUAGCUGAACGGAAUUUCAUGUUCGCUCGUCGAAGCAAUCAUGUACACACGAAUUGUUCGCGCUCUCCAUAACUCUUCUCGAUCCGCAUGGAAUAACAACAAGAGUUUUCCCGUUGGAGGAUUUUACAGAGCUAGGUCGGCUAUUUCGAAUGAUUUGGCGUCGCAGAAUGUUAGUAUUGCACCCCUUGAUUCGGGACUAGGAUUCGCGAGAAGCUAUUUAACAUCGAUCAGAGGUGCAACGAAGAGUAUUGGUAGCGCAUUUGUGUCCGAGUCUAAAACGGCAUUUGCAAAUUCGCGGCUUCGAAGAUUGUUCUGCAAUGAAGCACCCAAGAAAAGAAGUAAGAGAAACCCACGUCUUUUAAUGCAUUUUUUGUCUUAAAUUAUGCCGUCUUUUUUCCUUGAAAGAGAUUGUUUUGCUGGCUUUGGGUAGCGUCUCAAACUUUUAUUUGUUGCUAAUGUGGUUUUGAUAGAUUAUGAAAACUAUUCUCCUAAGGAAAAGAAAGAAAUUCCAAAAGGGAACAAACAAAAAUCUGAAGCCAAAGGUAUGGUACUUCCUUCUUUUUGCAGAAUUUAAUUUCUCUGUCUUGCUACUCGUAGUAUUUAUUCAUUAUGCUAGACUUCCCUCGGAGGUUAAAAUGUUUGGUAAACCAGUUUUGUGGCUAAUAAGUAUUCCUAUAUUAUUAACUCUUAUAAUGUUGUUUGUAAAGUGGGAUAUCUGGUUGUCUUUUGGUACAAUUUGAUAAUUUCAGUCAUAAAAAGUUUUGGGACUGAGAACUAUCAUGCUUUUGCUAGAUGAAAACAGUGGAGGGGAACAAGGAAACUCCCAAGAUAACUUUUCAAAGCAAUAUCAGCAUUUAGUCACACCGCUCUUGUUUAUUGGAUUUGUCCUCCCAUCGAUGCUUUUGAAUCCCCGUGAGCAGAAGCAGAUUAGCUUUCAAGAGUUUAAGACCAAACUUCUUGAACCUGGUCUUGUUGAUCGAAUUGUUGUAUCUAACAAAUCAGUUGCAAAAGUGUACGUGAAAGAUCCACAGUCUGCUUCUAAUAGAACAACAGAUGAUGGGGCUCAAGUUGGUACUCCUAGAAAUGUUGGGAGUCGCUAUAAGUAUUACUUCACCAUUGGAAGUGUUGAAUCCUUCGAGGAGAAGCUGGAGGAGGCCCAGGAGGCACUAGGAAUUGAUCCUCACAACUAUGUUCCUGUGAUCUAUGCUGCUGAGAUGAAUUGGUUACAGGAAGUGAUGAAGUUCGGACCUACCAUUUUGAUCUUAGGAGCUCUUUUUUACUUGGGAAGGAGAGUGCAGCAGGGUGGUUUGGGUGUUGGUGGUCCUGGUGGGAAGGGUGGCCGUGGAAUCUUUAACAUUGGGAAGGCACAUGUCACGAAGAUGGAUAAGAACUCUAAAAAUAAGGUUUACUUUAAAGAUGUGGCUGGGUGCGAUGAGGCAAAACAAGAAAUUAUGGAGUUUGUUCACUUCCUCAAGAACCCAAAAAAGUAUGAGGCGUUAGGGGCCAAAAUUCCUAAAGGAGCUCUUCUUGUCGGGCCUCCAGGAACUGGAAAGACACUUCUUGCUAAAGCAACUGCAGGGGAGUCCAAUGUUCCCUUUUUAUCCAUUUCCGGUUCAGACUUCAUGGAAAUGUUUGUUGGAGUAGGACCGGCAAGGGUCAGGAGCUUAUUUCAAGAGGCUCGACAGUGUGCCCCUAGUAUAAUCUUUAUUGAUGAGAUAGAUGCAAUUGGUCGAGCAAGAGGGCGUGGGGGCUUCUCUGGGGGUCAUGAUGAGCGUGAAAGUACACUGAAUCAAUUGCUUGUGGAAAUGGAUGGAUUUGGCACCACUGCCGGUGUUGUUGUCCUUGCUGGCACAAAUAGGCCUGAUAUUUUAGACAAAGCACUGCUGAGGCCUGGUAGGUUCGAUCGUCAAAUUAGCAUAGACAAACCUGACAUCAAGGGAAGGGACCAGAUAUUUAGAAUCUACCUCAAGAAGUUAAAGCUUGACCAGGAUGCUUCAUAUUAUUCACAAAGACUAGCUGCUCUGACGCCUGGUUUUGCUGGAGCUGAUAUUGCUAAUGUUUGUAAUGAAGCUGCUCUUAUUGCUGCAAGGAACGAGAGCACUCUUAUUACCAUACAACAUUUUGAGGCGGCAAUAGAUAGGGUCAUUGGGGGCCUGGAGAAGAAGAAUAAGGUUAUUAGCCCGUCAGAACGACGAACUGUGGCUUUCCACGAAUCUGGUCAUGCUGUUGCGGGUUGGUUUCUGGAGUAUGCUGAACCCUUGCUGAAAGUGACAAUUGUUCCUCGUGGUACUGCAGCUCUUGGUUUUGCUCAGUAUGUUCCAAAUGAGAAUCUUUUGAUGACCAAAGAACAGUUGUUUGACAUGACAUGCAUGACACUUGGUGGUCGAGCUGCUGAACAGGUCCUACUCGGGAAGAUAUCAACCGGAGCGCAAAAUGAUUUGGAGAAGGUCACCAAAAUGACUUAUGCCCAAGUGGCCGUAUAUGGCUUCAGUGAAAAAGUCGGUCUGCUUUCUUUUCCUCAAAGGGAGGAUUCGUUUGAAAUGAGCAAGCCUUACAGCAGUAAGACAGCAGCAAUUAUUGAUAAUGAAGUCCGAGAAUGGGUUGGCAAGGCAUACGAGCGCACUGUACAGCUGAUUGAGGAGCACAAAGAGCAAGUUGCGCAAAUAGCUGAGUUGCUACUUGAAAAGGAAGUAUUACAUCAGGACGAUUUGAUCCGUGUAUUGGGUGAACGGCCAUUUAAGAGCAGUGAACCCACAAACUAUGAUAAGUUCAUGCAAGGGUUUGUAGACGAAGAAAAUGAAGUAGAGGAUAAAGCUUCUGAUAGUAAGUCGACAGAGGAUGGGGGAUCAACACCUUUGGAGCCAGAUAUCGUUCCUGCUUAGUCACUGCAAUUAUGGGUUAACAGAUUAUGACUUGUAAAUGAGGGGUACUCUCAAGUCAUGUAACCCAGAUGCUUCAUUCCCCUUCGUGUUCACUUAUUUGCGGUUUGGUAAAAGUUGUAAAAAUUCCUUUCACUUCUGCAAAUAAAAUGACGGGAUUAUGAUAAUCUAUGUUGAUAUUAUGAAUGAAAAACGAAGGUGAUUCUAUUAAGCUAGUUGCAAUGACUCCUUUAACCUACUGUUAUUGGUCUGGAAUCUGAAUGAUGUUAAAAGGAAGAAGUAUAAGGAUAAAAGAAAUGGAAUGCCCUGUGACUGGAUGGGAGAUGAUGAAGCGAGAUUGAGAGGUGGAUAUCAAACAUGUCUUUCGAGAAAAUAUGGAAGAUGAUGAAGCGAGAUUGAGAGGUGGAAAUCAAACAUGUCUUUCGAGAGACUAAUUUUGUAACUGAUUAUUUAGCACUAGCUGCACAAGGUCGGGAAGAGUACAAUGGGUCAAAUCGUGAUUAAAACAUGAUGUGAUUUGAGCAAUGCAUUGAUAUGAUAUUAGGAAAUUUGCCUCUUUCAUUGUUAUAAAAAGAAAAAUUAAAAAAAAAAAAAAGGGCAACCCUCCGCUCCUCCAUUUUAUUUGUCAUCAGUGGUGCUACUUGAUCUCGAAGUUUUGAUCUUCUGUUCAUGCUGACAAAUUCCACAAAUCACAGAAUGAUCCACGAACAUUUUUGUUAAGGGCACAGUAAUUCUGCGAUCCAUUAACAUUUCCAAAGAAUUUGAUCGCGCCGACAGGUUUGAUCUUGAUAGUGAACGACUUAACAUUGUCC
Oldenlandia corymbosa var. corymbosa is the source of this 3987-nucleotide messenger RNA. The record is from the annotation of a GenBank genome assembly. NCBI's taxonomy places the organism in Eukaryota, Viridiplantae, Streptophyta, Magnoliopsida, Gentianales, Rubiaceae.